Messenger RNA from Plectropomus leopardus (leopard coralgrouper), 9527 nucleotides. RefSeq names its product zinc fingers and homeoboxes 1 (gene zhx1). Gene Ontology annotation, cellular component: nucleus. Lineage: Eukaryota; Metazoa; Chordata; Actinopteri; Perciformes; Serranidae. The record is from RefSeq and is a predicted model, not a curated record. Gene Ontology annotation, biological process: regulation of transcription by RNA polymerase II. Gene Ontology annotation, molecular function: DNA-binding transcription factor activity, RNA polymerase II-specific; DNA binding.
GAAGCAUUAUCACAAGCAAGAUGUAACGCGCAUUACAGCGUAGCCGAGUUGAAAAUAGUGCAAAUAGAUUAAAUGAUAAUCAACACGUAAACUGCAAAACAGGACGAGAUCAGGUGCUCUGAAAGCAGACUUUGCAGUGUCAGUGUUGUCCUCAAGUAGCUUCUACUGCCCCGACAGGUCAUGUAAGGACAGGUUGGCAGCCAGCCGGCUUGGGAAACGAAUGAAUUUAGGGCCCGUUUUAACGUUUUUCAACCACACUUUUAUUUCUGGGCAGCGCGUAAGCUCAAUUUAACUCAUAAAGAGUAUAAUUCAGUGGUGAGAUAAUAUAUAAUUUAGCUAAUUUUAAGAACGAAAACGUUAAAGCAGCGAGAGUCGCCGAGGAAUGACGUCAGCACGUAACACAUUGAAUGAUGACGCCGUUUGAUCAUUAAAAAAAAUCAGCCGUUAAAAAAUAUCAGAGAAUUAGGUCAGCACAUUAACACAGGACUAACGACCACAAUAUGAGUGUAACUACCGUGUUUUAGCUUAUAUAAUUCUCUCAAAGGUGCGACCUGGGUGUAAAAUAACCUGCCCCAACGAGGAGAGCGAUGUCCGGUGUUCCCAGCAUCUGCAGACGGGAGCCGUAGCCGUUAGACCGGUCCGUCUGUCUGUCUGCCUUUCUCCGCUGGGUUUUGGAGACCCGCAAACCCAAAUAACGCUAGCUGCUGUAGUCCCGGCCAGGCUGUAACUGAAUUAUUAGCCGGGAGAAGGAGAGACACCACCAGACAGAACCAGAAAGCUGCUCUACCGAGACCCAGGAAAAUACUCGUCGCCUCGUCUCGACCGCCUGGUAGCAACACAGUGCACAUUUCAGUAGUUCCAAAGUCAAUAAUUCAAGGACUCACGUCGCAUGUGAACAGAACCACCUGACCAAAGUCAUGUGAGCCUCGACCCUUCUGUCCCAGAUCGUCUUUACUCAGAGUAGAAGUAAACAGAGUUUGCUUUGACAAUGUCGAGCCGCCGGAAAUCGACCACACCUUGCAUGGUGCUUCCCUCUGAUGUGGUGGAGCAGGAAGAGGUGGAGCAGAAAACAGAAAGGGCAAAGGAGGAAGAGGCGGAGGAAGAGGAGGGGAAGGUAAAGGAGGGAGCAGAGGAGGGGUCGACUGCAGAGGAGCUGGGUCAGGCAAUAGUGGUUGUCCCCGCCCCACCAAAUACAGAUGAGCCCAGUGUCUCUGCUGUAGAAGACAGUGAAGUACCCGCUCCCUCACUGAAACGCAGCGCCACAAACCCUCCAGAUGAAUCGAGCAGCGACCAGCCCACCCAGGAACAACAGUGUGAUACAUCCGAGGAGGGAGGAGCAGACCCUGCCACGGUUGCUGCCAUUUCCCUCAGCAAGACGCCCAUUAUGAGGAUGAAGACCAAAUCUGAACCCAAAAGGAUCGCAGUGUCCCUAAAGUCAGCAGACGAGGCGGUGGAGGGUUUUGGAGCUGGUGGUGAGGGAGAAGUGGGCGGAGAGCAGGAACCUAUCGAAGCUCCUCUUGGACCAAUGACGCCUGUGGAGAUGCUGCUGCAUGAUUCCAUGAAGCUCGGUGGAAGCGGCUUGCUGGUCAGUCCAUCUUCAGAGCAGCAGAGGAAAUCAUCCUCCAUAAACCCCACAGUUCUGCCUGCUGGACUGGCACAGGUGCUGUCUGCUUUUCAGGCACAGCAGAGUGCAGCAGCAGCUCAGCCUCAGCUGCUGAUUCCCCUCAGCAGCAUCCCCUCCUACAGUGCAGCUAUGGAUACCAAUGCCCUGCUAGGCAACACAUACAAGAAGUUUCCUUACCCUUCCAUGGCUGAGAUCAGCAGCCUGGCAGCACAGACACAGUUCACAGAGGAGCAGAUCAAGGUGUGGUUCUCAGCCCAGCGACUGAAGCACGGUGUGAGCUGGACUCCAGAGGAAGUAGAGGAGGCCAGGAGGAAACAGUUUAAUGGCACGGUGCACACUGUUCCUCAGACCAUCACUGUCAUACCUGCUCACCAGCUCUCAGCAGCUGCUAACGGCCUGCAAUCCAUUCUUCAGACCUGCCAGAUAGUGGGCCAGCCCGGCCUGGUGUUCACACAGGUCGGCCCAGGGGGGCACCUUCCAGUGACCAGUCCCAUCACUCUGACAGUGGCGGGGCUGCCCAGCCAGUCCCAGAGCUCCAGCAGAGUUUCCUGCCAGCCCACCCCAACAAACAGUGAGCUGAAACGGGCUACCACUGUCCAGCCCCCUUCUCUUUCUCCACAGGAGAACUCCGCCCUCAGCGCUGACACAUUCAGUUUGCGACCUAAGAAGUCCAAAGAGCAGCUAGCAGAACUGAAAGCCAGCUACCUGAAAAACCACUUUGUCACUGAUGCAGAAAUCGCCCGGCUGAUGAAGCUCACCAACCUCACAAAAGGAGAGAUCAAGAAAUGGUUCAGUGACACCAGGUACAACCAGCGCAACUCCAAGAACAGCCAUGUCAUUGUUUUCCAUGAUGGAGGCAGAGGAGGGGGCAGCUGUGGUAGCAGCACUAGCACCGCCAUAGUUAUUGACUCAAGCGAUGAGACCCCCACAUCUCCCCAUCCUCCACGCACUCCUCCUGUGAAGGAGAAGGAGACACGGCCCAAAACUUGGAAUCCUUUCCCAGAUUUUACCCUGCAGAAGUUUAAGGAGAAGACUCCGGAGCAGUUGGUGGUGCUGGAGGAAAGUUUUGAGAAGAGCAGCACCCCAUCAGAUGAAGAACUGAGCCGUCUGAGGACAGAGACUAAACUGACGCGGAGGGAGAUUGAUGCCUGGUUCACAGAGAGAAGAAAAAUGCCACCUGCCAGUACUUGCUCCCCAGAUUCUUCAGAGGGUGGAAAGAUAGAGGCAGAGGGAGCAAAAGCGGGAGAAGGAGGAGCAGGAGCCAGUUCUUCUUCUCCUACUGCCUCCUCAUCUCGUAAAGGUAGUCUAACUCCUCCUGGCAGUCGCAGUAAGCAGCUGCCCGGCAGCAGCAACAAAGACAUGAAAGAUAAGAGUAAAAAGACUCCGGAGCAACUCCAUAUUCUGAAAAGUGCCUUUGUGCGAACCCAGUGGCCCACACCAGAGGAGUACGACCAGCUGUCAGAAGAGAGCGGCCUCCCUCGGUCUUACAUCGUCAGCUGGUUUGGGGACUCUCGGUACUCAUGGAAGAACAGUAACCUGAAAUGGUUCUUCCAGUACCAAAGUGGCAAUGUGGAAGGGCCAAAUGGUGGAGGAAGCAAUAAAAUGGGAGGCACUGGUCGAAAAAGACGUGGCCGAAGUCGUGGCUGGGGGCGGUCCAGAACCAGAAAGCAGCCAAGAAGGUCUGCCUCCUCCAGUGCAGAUUUGGAUAGAGCUCCUUUGCCAAGGAAAUCAAAGAGCGGGAGGGAGAUUCUGAAGGAGUACUACCUGAAGUACCGUUUUCUGAAUGAGCAGGACCUGGAUGAGCUCGUCACUAAGACCAACAUGAGCUACGAACAGGUGAGGGAGUGGUUCGCCGAGGUCCAGCGACGCUUGGACAUGGGGUUAGAUCCCUUCCAGGAGGCGGCUGCAGGAAGGACAGACGGAGAUGGAGAGGGAGGGGAGACGCAGGGAGAGGCGUCAGCAGCCACUGAGGAGCAGGGCGGUGCAGGGGCGGGAGACGAGGACGAGGAUGAUGAUGAAGGAGAGGAGGAGGAUGAUGGCGAUGAUACGGACGACAGUGAGGUUUGGGAGCCGUCACGUAGCGUCAGGAAAUCCUUGUCGGUCUCUGAAGACUAAUGAUUGUGGAGAGCACAGUGAAACAUUACAGAAUGUUAAAAGAGAAACGGUGGCAUGAUUAAUGCUGGAAGACAGCUAGUUAAACCAAGUCCUUUUGCCACUGAUUUGCAUAUGUGCUCAUUCGCAACAUGAAUUCACCGUAAUUAACUAUUUCUGACAUCAUGUCUACAUGAGACUAACACAUGGACUAUUAGCUUUAGCUCACUUUCUCAAUACUUAUCCACUGUAAGUAACGUGUAACAAUUUCAAAAAGAAUCAUGCUAAAGAAGGAAUUUUUUUAGCAAACCCUAGCGCACCAAACUUUGAUAAAGCUUAAAAAGGAACACCAUGAAGUGCAGUCUUCAAGCUGAAGAUCUAACCUGUUGAGAUGUAAUAAUUACCCAAAAAGAUGGCAUUUGAUCGCACCUGAUGAAUACUGACUGAGGUUUUAAUGUCGACCUUGCCCCCCUGUUGAAUUUGCACUCCUUGCUUUCUCAAAAGAAGCAAGUAAGGGAGAUUCACUUACACAAUUAUGCUGCAUUUCCUUGGAGCCUGUUCUGAACACAGCAGGCCUAAAUUCAAACUUCAAACUCCAAUGUUAUGAAUGUGUUACCCCUUGUCCCAAACAAAAGUGCGCGCGCACACAAACAAACAUACACACACAAAAAGACUUUGUUGUGUGUUUACAAAGGUGCUUAAAAACGUAUCACAGCUAGAUGUCACUGCUGAGCAAUGUCCCAGUGAAACAAGCAUACAUCUAUUUGUGGAACUGCUUGAUUUUACAUGUUACAGUAUCUUUUUUUUCUAGCACCUGUCACAUCAUUGCAAGGAACAGAUAUGAAUCAGCAGGUUGUUUGAGCUGAUUGAUUAUGACACUGAAAGUCGGGCGUUUUAUCUCUCAGAGGUAAAAUUCCUAAAACGAUAUGAGACAAAGCACCUUACUGCUGAAUGAAUGCCAAUGCCAUGAUGCUUUUAAACGCAGGAUGUCUACUCAAGUCUUCCCUUUAUAGCUUGUUGUUUCAUUAUUAUUAUUAAUAGUAUUAUAGAUUUUUUAACUGGACACAUACAGAUCUGAUGGGGAAAUGCCACAGUGUGUGGUUAGAAUGCACUGCUAGUAAUGUUUUUAAAGUCAUUUUUCACCUUUUGAUAGAACACAUCCUGUGCUAAGGGUGAUUCAGACAGUAGGCUGUUGUUCCAAAGUUGAAUGUGUGGUCUCCUGAGCAGUGAGCUGUAGUUUACAAAGCACCAUAUGUGAACAAAAUAAUAGCCACCGCGAGGCAGAUAUCUGGGUCCACAGAAAUAAUAAUAGAAACAAAAUGAAUGCUGGAGUGUUUCAUUUAGAAAUAACUGUUUGUGGGAUUCUAAUGGGUUGAAUGGAUGGUCUGAAUUUGGGGAUGCAGCAUAGCAAAGUUUUCCCCAAGCCAUGUAAAUGUAAGCACCUACUGCAGCUCCAGUGUACAUUUAGAGUAUGUCAAUCCACAAGUUCUCACCUAUACUGCAAUCACCACCAGAUCACCAACACCUUGCCUUUAGGUUUGGGCUCAUUUGCUCAUGUCAAACAAAAGGCCUAUGAAUCUUUUUGGGUGUUGAGCCUUUCUUUCAAGAAACACAGUUAAAGUGGAAACAGACAACUUUUACCCUCCUAGCAUUUCCAAGUGGUGUUAUCGUUGGCACUGCUGUUGCAAAGACUGUCGUGUCCAGAUGGUAACCCCAGAUUCACGAAAAUCUCCCGCAAGAUUUCAUCUUUUGUGAUUCUAUCAUUUUAACCCAAACCAUUAUCUUUCCAAACCCUAACCAACAGCUUUUUGUGCCUAAGCCUAACCAAAACUUUGUCACACCAUAAAACAGCGAGACAAGAAUAUUUUGAAGCGGCUCGUUUUGAAAAUCUAGGGUUACCUUCUCACCAUGACCUGCAAAGACAACCAGAUUGCUUUCCAUUUUCCUGAGAGCCUAACUACCAAAAACACAGGACACACUGUAUUUUGUCAUAACGGUUCCACUGUCUGCCCAUUUCUUCUACUGGGGAAAAAAACUGCAAGGAAUUUAAACUGAUAAUCUUGGAUAACUUGAGAUAUCUGCAGCCACUGGGAAAAAAUGUAAGAGCUAUCCUCCUCCUGUUUUGGUUGCACAAUGGUUGAUGCACUUACUUUGCGACUUACAAGUUUUCAUUUUCCUGAGAUUGUACCUGGUGGCAGACAGAAUUGCUUAGUGAAAGAGGGGCUUACAGGGAACCAGUCUGAACGCAGAUGGUGUAUUAUUCUAUAACCAGUACAUUGUGCAAUCAGCAUUUACUUCUUAGUGAUAAGUUAAAGCAAAAAACUUGUCUAUUUCCGCUUUAAACACUAUUUCAAAUAAUAAUUUGAUUCCAGUCUGCACUGAAGAGACAAACAUGAAGCACCUAAACUAAACUUUAAAAAAUGCACUUUGUCCACUUGUAUACAUGGUGGACUAAAUCCUGAUUUGGCACCUUAAUCUCUUAUUAUACCAUAAAAUGGCUCUGAGAGACCAAAUCUGUUUUGUAUGACUUAAAACUGAACCAGUAUUUUGCCUUUUUUUAUCAUCUGUGUGUUUUCAAGAGGAGGAAUCAGUUUAUCCUUUUUUUCUAAAAUGAUUUGUUGUUUCUUAGUUGGAUGUUUGUAAGGCUCAAAAAACCUGUAUAACAAUCACCCAUGUCUUUUUUUGCUAUAUUGCACAAUUCGAGCCCCAUUUUUAAGCUUUUCUCCUUUUGAAAAUGCACAGCUGUGAUAUUUGUUGUCAUGUUUUGUAUUGUUGCUUUAAACCAUGGGAGUUGUCUUGGACCUCUCACCCCUCUCCUCCAAUCUACUUUUGUAAAAUGAAUGCUUAGACUUAUGAUGUGCACUUCCCAAGACAUGUUUCUAUUAAUGAUAGCAGUGUCCUGUUGGUUCCGUCUCCUUAAAUUGUCUACAACAUCAGACUACGGACAGACAGGGCUAUAGGGACAUCUUCAAAAGAAUGAAACUGUCAGAAACGUCUUUAAAAUUUUACUUUCUCUCAUUGUGAAGAAGCAGCACAGCAUUCCCUCUGUGGUGAAAGUCUACCAAAUAAUGCUCCUCUUUCUAACAGUUUUCCCCCAUGCUUUACCACAAUGAAUUGACUGGACAAUAGCCUGAAAACUGUCCUGACUACGGUUCUUCACAAAUAGAGGAGAGACUCUGAUGAAGCUUUGCAGAUAAACCUAUGUGCCUACAUGGCUCGUACGCUUGUUUGAACAGAAUUUCACCGACUCUUGACAGAAGAUGAGAGAGAAUUUGAAAUUCCCCACUGUUGGGUGAUUCGUAAAGAAGGCUUGUUCAAACUAAGUUGUGAUGCAUGACCGAGCUCUGCUUUCUGCCGACGCUAAAAGAUGCCUAGAAACUCUGAAGUUGACAUUAAGUCCUUAAACGGAUACCUUGCUGUUCCGAAUUGUAAUGUAUCUUUUUCACCAGGCACUUUUCACACUACAUGUUGGCACCUUAAGCUGUCUAAAAAGCAAUUUAAUGAGUAACCUUGAAAGCAAUGUUGUCUUCUAGCUGAAAGAUAGCUGCUAUGGCUUGUUUAUAGUAACUGAAGGACACGUGUGUGACAAGUGCUUGGUCAUGAAAAAUAACAAAUUCAUAAUGUUAAGGUAUAAGUUUUGUCUAAUACUGCAUGCAAUAAUUAAGACGAACAACUGCUCAUUUUGUACAUACAAUAUUUUGGGUUGGUAUACUUGGUACAGUAGAAGCCUAAUCUGGGAUAAGUUCUUUGUGUAGCUUUAAUAAUACCAGUUUCUUUCUAUUACUAAGUUGACUGCAGCCAUGUUUCUGUUUUCUUUUAAAAACUGUUUUUCAAUUUAUGGACACAGCUUCAGUUACUCUGGACUAUUUUAUCACCAUUGCAGUCAUUGUACAGCAAACAUUUUGUGGCCGUUUGUUAAACCCUGGUACUACACGUUCUACAAACUGGCUGUCUGCAGUUAGCUUGUUUGAGUCCACAGGUUAGGCUUAUUCCUGCCCCCUGGGUAUCCAGCCCACAGUCUUUUACAGUGUGCUCUGUCUUUACUAUAGUCAGUCUGUUUUGAAUGGUUUUAUAUGUUUCUAUCUAUGAAAACUGUCUUUACAACUUCUUUCCAGACAUCAGUGGAUUGCUUGUUGACAAGAUCGACUCAUAAAAUAUGUACAAUACAGUAGUGUUUUUUGAAAUAGAAUCACUUUUAGAGUGCGGCCGGUGUUGCCCAAGUGGCUUUUUGGUACUUUGUUGCAAAAAUUAUAAAGUCAGAACUCAAUAGAAAAGACAUGCACAUAGUUGAAGGUGUUACUAAAAAUAAUGCCUUGGUCGCACUGGGAAAUUGAUUUUUUUUUUUAUUAAUAAUGAUGUCUCCAGAAUUGAGGCUCUACAACGAAGUUGAUUUAAAAAUGGUAAAUUAAGUGCAACAGAAAAAAAUAUUAAAAAUUAAUGCAGUUGUUUAAAGGGGCACGGCAAACAUGAAAUUUACUUGUUAUGAGGAGUACAACUAAGCCUAUGAAAACACAGCUUUGUAGUUUCUUAUGUGGCUCUGGAGGGAGCUUUCUAAAAUUAAAAAAUAACCCUGAUUAUGUUGUAGUAAUGCCAUCAGGGUUAUCUCAGUCUUAAAGGUCUAGUGGGUAGGAUGGAGGAGGAUCUAUUGGCAGAAACUAAUAUAAUAUUCAUAAUUACGCCUUUAUCAGUGUAUAAUCACCUUGCACAAAUAGAACAAGCCAUUUAUAUCUACAGUACAUAGCAUUGAAGUAGAUUUUGGGAGGAACGCAGGGGACAUGUAGUCCUCAGUAUUUAGACAGGGCUUUUAUUUUGACAAAGUUAAAGAAAUGUACACCAUAAAUUGAUGCAGAAAUUGUGCAAAUUGGUGAUAAAGAAAUUCACAAGAAAGCAAAGUGUUUGAUACUCAAAAUUUUCUGGCGGAACACCCCCAAAACCCAAAUUUUACUUGGGUUCCCCUCAAUGUUGAAAUGAAACUUACGCUCCUGCUACAUAGGGAGCAGGUCCACCAUGUUUCUACAGUAGCCCAGAAUGGACAAACCAAACACAGACUGUAGAGAAAGCUUUUUGCAUUCUUACAUUGAAGUGAAGGCCACCGUAGGUUCUCGCUCAUGCUUGGAAAGGAAGGGGUGAUGGAAGAGGUAUUCAGUUGGUUGCAGUCCACAACCUCACCAAUAGAUGGCACCAAAUCCUACACACUAGAGCUUUAAAAAAUCAUAACUGUCAACCUGCACUAUACACAGGUGUUGUGCGGUUUAACUAAAGUGGGCAUUUUUUGUGGCUUGACCUAAUGAGACUUAAAGUCAGGAUUUUUCAGCCUCAGUUGCACGUAUUUAGACCAUUGUUUUUUUAUUCUGUCCCCCGACAUAGAAUAUUAGCACUAAAUAUCUUGAGUACCCCGUUAAUGAAUUUCUGUCUACAACUGUCCAAAAAACCCUCAGUUUUAAACAUCAUGUAUUUAGAUAGAUUUCCCAGGUUGCUAAGGUGCCAUGUCUUCUCCCUGAGUUGUGAUUUUAUAUCCAGCAGUCAUCAUGUAUCCCAGUUAACCUUGUGCAGUAGAGCUAAGAGCUAACCUUGUGAUCUGAGUAGUUUACCUGAUGUCCUAUUGUGCACACGUCAUGUCUGUAUCCUUCGCUAUACUUCUGCUAUAGUCUUCACUCGUUUUCUGUAUUUAGACAGGUAGUUGGUUGAAUGUUUCUUACAGCAAUCAGAGAUUCAAAUGUUUUCACUAUACAGCAGCCAGCUUUUUUUGGCAACAAAAAAUACACCUUGUCAGAACUGUAAUAUACUAUAUGUAUAAAUGUUUUUUUAAAUC